Molecule: messenger RNA, 1049 nt
Organism: Momordica charantia (bitter melon)
Lineage: Eukaryota; Viridiplantae; Streptophyta; Magnoliopsida; Cucurbitales; Cucurbitaceae
Product: Putative AT-hook DNA-binding family protein
Biological process (GO): vegetative to reproductive phase transition of meristem
Cellular component (GO): nucleus
Molecular function (GO): DNA-binding transcription factor activity; minor groove of adenine-thymine-rich DNA binding
Source: RefSeq, a predicted model, not a curated record
CCUAAUUUCACAUAAAAAAGUGAGCUCUUUUCCAUUGGGUUUUUAUCUUUUUGAAAGCUUCAUGCAAUUAAUGGCUGCAGCUGGUGAUCAAGAUAUGGCACUUCACUCUCUUGGGUCUAAAGUUUCUGUGCUUUCAGAUCAUGAACCUGAAAAAUGUGGCCAUGUUAACAAUAAUGUUGGCAAUCACCAACAAAGACCUUGCUUUGAUCCUAAUUCUCUUGUUUCUCCCAAGGCUGUGCCGCCGAUUUCGGUGGCGGCUGAGGGCGAUCAAGCUCUCCGCCGCCCUCGAGGGCGUCCGGCCGGCUCCAAAAACAAGCCUAAACCACCCAUCAUUGUCACCCGAGAUAGCGCCAAUGCUCUCCGCGCUCAUGCCAUCGAAGUCAGCUCUGGCUGUGACGUUAACGAGAGCCUAUCCAACUUCGCGCGAAGGAAACAACGUGGCGUUUGUAUUUUGAGCGGGAGUGGAUGUGUCACCAACGUCACGCUCCGCCAGGCUGCCUCCUCAGGCGCCAUCGUCACUCUUCACGGCCGGUUUGAGAUUCUUUCAUUGCUGGGAUCAAUCUUGCCGCCGCCAGCGCCGUCGGGGAUCGCCGGGCUAACUAUUUACUUAGCGGGCGCGCAAGGGCAGGUGGUCGGUGGAGUGGUGGUGGGUGCGCUCAUUGCUUCCGGCCCCGUCGUGAUCAUGGCGGCAACGUUCAUGAACGCAACAUUUGACCGCCUGCCGUCGGAUGACGACGAAGCCACCGCCGCCAUGCAGAGCCAACACUACCAGAACGGGCGGAGCCACCACCACCUCGAUGUUUCCGAUCUGUACGGAGUGCCGCAGAACUUGAUCACCAACACCACUCUUCCGCCGGACUUAUACUCUUGGGCGGCGGCGGGCAGAACCAUGUCGAAGACUUAGAGCGACGUCGUUUUCCAUUUCCAUUGCCGUAUUCAGUUGUUAUAUGUAUUUUCAGAAGAAUAUUUUGCGUUUUUGUUUUUAAAUUUCGCGAAUUUGUAUCAGCUGCAAUGUUCAGUUCACAGUUUCAUAAAGUUUCUAUUUAUAU